AUGAUGUCGUUGCCUAUUAUCAGAGUUCAUUGGUUGGACCAAUCCAGAGCAUUCAGACUCUUGUGGUUAUUAGACCAUCUAAAACUUGAAUACGAAAUCGUUCCUUAUAAGAGAGAUGCAAACUUUCGUGCUCCUCCAGAAUUAAAGAAAAUCCAUCCAUUAGGAAGAUCACCAUUGUUGGAGGUUGAAGACAGGGAAACUGGUAAGAAAAAGGUGCUUGCCGAGUCCGGUUUCAUUUUCCAGUACGUUUUGCAGCAUUUCGACCACUCUCACGUUUUAAUGAGCGGAGAUUCUGAUAUUGCCGAUCAAGUCAAUUACUAUUUGUUUUACGGUGAAGGUUCGUUGCAGCCACCUUUGAUGAUCGAGUUCGUUCUGUCAAAGGUCAAGGAUUCCGGUAUGCCUUUCCCUAUUUCAUACUUGGCAGGAAAAGUGGCAGACAAGAUUAGCCAAGCCUAUUCUGGCGGUGAGUUGAAGAAUCAACUAGACUUUCUAGAGGGUGAAAUCAAAAAGAACAACGGCUACUUGGUCGAUGGAAAACUGAGCGGUGCUGAUAUUCUAAUUUCCUUCCCCUUGCAAAUGGCAUUUGAGAGAAAGUUUGCCAAAGCUGAGGACUAUCCCGUUAUUGCAAAGUGGCUGGAAACCAUAACAUCAGAGGACUCGUAUGCCGUUUCCAAGGAGAAGGCUCGCGCUUUAGGCAGCAAGUUCUAA
Molecule: messenger RNA, 708 nt
Organism: Saccharomyces eubayanus
Lineage: Eukaryota; Fungi; Ascomycota; Saccharomycetes; Saccharomycetales; Saccharomycetaceae
Gene: GTT1
Product: bifunctional glutathione transferase/peroxidase
Exons: 1
Coding region: 1-708 (235 amino acids)
Source: RefSeq, a predicted model, not a curated record